GAUCCAGCUGGGUAUCUUACACAGGUGUCGUGCAAUUGACGCAAUGAAAGUACGGUCACGUGUUCGACGUGUCGCGCUAACUUCCCCACAACGCGUCUGGCGCAUCUACGCAACUCUACACAAACUUUCUUACCUGACAUCAACACAACGUCACCGAGAUGUCGAAACAAGGCACCGUUGUAGAGCAGAAGCAGUUCUUCCUGCAAGCAAAAAAGCACCACCUGUCACGCCCGAUCGUGCCCUCACAGCGACUGAAGACAAUUGCAGAGGAUGGAGGUAUUGAGCUCGGCGUGGUCAAGGGCGCCUUGGACAAGGUCAACCGCGACCUGAAGCAGCACUCGCGCAAAGUCUAUAGCCGGCAAAUGAUUGACCAUAUUGUUGACCAAAUUGACGAGCUGUACUGGCAAUCGGGUGCUCGAGACAUUGACGAUGAGGAUGACGACGCAGCGCCUGAAGAUGAUGGCAACACACUGUACCAGAACGACAAUCUUACCCUCGACGAGAAUAUUGCCAAGCUGCCCAAUGUCUGGGACACUUCCUCGGAUUCUACAACCUCUCGCGACGUCGAUCAGGAUGACUACACCGCCGCCCUCGCCCGCCUGCAAGAUCUCUCAGCGCAGCGCCUCUCCCUGCAAACGAAGCUGACCACAUAUCGCACGCUCCUCUCGCUGCUCGAACCGUACCGCAAGCCGAAGGAGAACAUACAACCGAAUUUGGUUUGGAGGGAUGCGCCGCUUGCGCCAGAGCUGGCAAAGACAAGGACGCUGGCCAUACGGGUUGCUGGGAGGGUGGGCGAGAAGCUGGGCGAUGUGCAAGUUCCAGCUACCGCAGACGAAGAUGGUGAUGUCGAUAUGCUGGCUUUGAAAGGACAGGGCAAGAAGAAGCUAGACGCAAUUCUAGCUGGCUGGUGAUGUGGUAGACAAGCGGUGUUCGUUGUACCGCCGUGAAGUAACACUCGCACUUGACCGGAGUUUGGGCUGGAUUUAGGCAGGCAUGUCUUGCUAUUGCUAUCUUGAGACGGCGGGCGCGGUCGUCCACUGUUAUAAGUCUCCCGUUGCGUUCUGCAACGACAGGACCAUUCACACACGCCCAUCGUUAA
Messenger RNA from Boeremia exigua, 1099 nucleotides. Its product is annotated as kinetochore Sim4 complex subunit Fta4. The transcript has a single exon. Gene Ontology annotation, cellular component: Mis6-Sim4 complex. The coding region runs from base 159 to 911 and encodes 250 amino acids. The record is from RefSeq and is a predicted model, not a curated record. Lineage: Eukaryota; Fungi; Ascomycota; Dothideomycetes; Pleosporales; Didymellaceae.